Molecule: messenger RNA, 413 nt
Organism: Cuscuta epithymum
Lineage: Eukaryota; Viridiplantae; Streptophyta; Magnoliopsida; Solanales; Convolvulaceae
Source: the annotation of a GenBank genome assembly
GAAAUCCUAGGCAGCCGUCUCCCACUUCGCGUUCACAGGGAGCUCUUACGCCUUCUCCCACUUCAUCAGGUUGAAAAAUGGCUGUCCCAUUGCUUGACAAAAAGAUCGUGAAGAAGCGUGUCAAGAAGUUCAAGAGGCCACAAUGUGACAGAUACAUUUCUAUCAAAGAAAACUGGAGGAGGCCCAAGGGUAUCGAUUCUCGUGUGCGUAGAAAAUUCAAGGGAUGCACUCUCAUGCCAAACAUCGGUUAUGGUUCUGAAAAGAAGACCCGCCAUUAUCUGCCUAAUGGUUUUAAAAAGUUUGUUGUGCAUAAUGCCAAGGAGUUGGAACUUUUGAUGAUGCACAACAGGACUUACUGUGCAGAGAUUGCACACAAUGUGUCUACCAAGAAAAGGAAGGAAAUAGUCGAACGU